GAAAUCUCCCCAGCGGAGAAGCUUUCCACCAUGGUGGAACACUCGACCUCCACACCGUACGUCUCGGUGAUGGACCAGUAUGGCUACCAAAUUGGCAAAGCCAUUGGGCACGGCUCCUACGGGACUGUCUACGAAGCUUACUUCUCCAAGCAGAAGUCCAUGGUGGCUAUUAAGAUCAUCUCGAAGAAGAAGGCCUCGGAGGAUUAUCUCACGAAAUUCUUACCCAGGGAAAUACAGGUGAUGAAGAGCCUCCGCCACAAAUACGUCAUCAGUUUCUACCAGGCCAUCGAGACCACCUCCCGCCAUUACAUCAUCAUGGAAUUGGCACCAAGCGGGGAUGUCUUAGAAUGGAUCCAGAAGUCCGGGGCCUGUUCGGAAGCUCUGGCUGGCAAGUGGUUCUCUCAGCUGACCCUGGGGAUCGCCUACCUGCACGGCAAGGGCAUCGUGCACCGGGACUUGAAGCUGGAGAACCUGUUGCUGGACAAGCGGGAGAACAUCAAGAUCUCAGAUUUCGGCUUCUCCAAGAUGGUGGCUCCCCAGACGCAGCCCCCUCCCUCCCCGUCCUACCGUAUGAUGAGCUGCUUCUCCCACCUCAGCCAGACCUACUGCGGCAGCUUCGCCUACGCCUGCCCGGAGAUCUUGCUGGGCCUGCCCUACAACCCCUUCCUCUCCGACACCUGGAGUAUGGGCGUCAUCCUCUACACCUUGGUGGUGGCCCACCUGCCCUUCGACGACACCAACCUCAAGAAGCUGCUGCGGGAGACGCAGAAGGAGGUCAACUUCCCCAGCCAUGUCCAGAUCAACGACGAGAUUAAGGACUUGAUCCGUCGCAUCCUGCGCCCGGCUUCGAAACGUCUGAACAUCUUGGAGAUCCUGAAAGUCUCUUGGGUGUUGAAGUUCUUGGCGGAGAAGCCCACCUCCGAAUUGAAGGCCCUGGAGGCCAUCUGCGGACCCCGGACGCCGGACGCCGGCAAGAGCACCCUUACGCCCAACACCAAAUCUAAGUCUCUCACAUUUUCUCCAGACAAAAAAAAACCAGCCAGCCGGACUCGGAGCACGGGGCAGAUCAAGCCGUCUAAACAUGCAGAGAAAAGCAGCUGAAUACCCUAUUAAAGAAAGGGAAAACAAAAAUGAGAGGCCCCUACAAUUUUGCAGCUGGCUGUUGGGCUGCGCGGCUGGAUUUCUAGCUGCGGGGACAUGGCCAGUUAUACCCUGGGAAAGCAGGGAGGAUCUCAUGGCAAGGGGGUCUUUUAAAAAGAGGGAGGGAGGGGGGAAGAAU
Molecule: messenger RNA, 1279 nt
Organism: Pseudonaja textilis
Lineage: Eukaryota; Metazoa; Chordata; Lepidosauria; Squamata; Elapidae
Source: RefSeq, a predicted model, not a curated record